CCCUCAUUGAAAACACCUAGCUCACUAAGUCGCUGGUUUGCUAUUACCUGCGCUAUCUGUACUACAGUCUCAACUGAAACUCCGUACACAAGACUGAACCAACUGAAAUGAUCAUCCCUGGCCGCACUCUCCUCACCCGCGCCAUCAUCCGCAAUGUCCAGAACCCAGCUCUGCAAGUCCAACCCUGCGGCGUGGACCUCACCCUCAAACGAGUCCUUACCUGGACAUCACCUGGAACAAUCGAUCUAGACAACCACCGCCGCCAGACUGCGGCAACAAAUGAAAUCUCUUUCCCCGCAUCAAGCACCACUACUCCAGAGGAACGCUUCCUCAAUCUCCCGCAGGGAUCCUAUCUCGUCGAAUUCAACGAAACAGUGUCCGUCCCUCUCGACGUAAUGGGUCAAAUCUUCGUGCGCAGCUCACUGUUUCGCUCUGGCGUGCUACUCACCGCCGGCGUUAUGGACAGUGGCUAUGUAGGGGCAGUUGGAGCCUUGAUGCGGGUGCUGAACCCGGCCGGACUGAGGGUCUACCCAUCUGCAAGACUAGCACAGUUUGUUUUUCACCAGAUGAGCGAGGAGGUCGAGGGGUAUGCAGGUGUUUACCAGGGGAGGACGUCACUCUAACCUAUCCAACUCUGCCAUUUAAAUACUCAUCUAAGCUAUCAGCCUG
Aspergillus novofumigatus IBT 16806 is the source of this 669-nucleotide messenger RNA. Its product is annotated as putative dUTP diphosphatase Dut. Bases 108 to 623 code for a protein of 171 amino acids. The record is from RefSeq and is a predicted model, not a curated record. NCBI's taxonomy places the organism in Eukaryota, Fungi, Ascomycota, Eurotiomycetes, Eurotiales, Aspergillaceae. The transcript has a single exon.